GCUGCUCGAAGGUAAACGCAAACCGACGAAGCGGGAGGUUCUACGGACGUUAAUGGCUGUCUUUGAUCCGCUAGGACUGAUAUCGAACGUGCUCAUCUACCUGAAGGUUCUCUUCCAAGAAGUUUGGCGAGCUGGCAUCGGAUGGGAUGACGUGAUUCCGGAAAGUCUCAACGAAAAAUGGGAGAAAUGGUUGGAGAUUCUACCGAAGGUGCAGGACAUCAGCAUACCUCGCUGUUACCGUUCCUUGACGGAACUGAGUCCACACACGAACAUCCAAUUGCACACGUUUGUCGACGCAAGCCUGUCAGGCUACGCAGCGGUCGUUUAUCUACGUUUUGAGCAGGGCAGCACUGUGGAAUGUGCUAUCGUAGGUGCGAAGACUCGGGUGGCUCCCCUCAAGUUUGUGUCCAUACCGAGGUUGGAGUUACAGGCCGCGGUCAUCGGAGUCAGGUUGGCUGAUAGGAUUACGAAGUCCUUGUCGUUCAAGGUUCAUCAGCGGUUUUUCUGGAGCGACUCGCGUGACGUCCUGUGCUGGAUCCGGUCAGAUCAUCGGCGGUAUUCGCAAUUCGUUGCAUUCCGCAUCAGUGAAAUUCUGGAAACAACGAACAUAGCAGACUGGGGUUACAAGCGGUCGAAGGAAAAUGUUGCUGACGAUGCUACCAAGUGGCAGGGUAUGCCAAACCUCACCGAAGAUAGCCGGUGGUUCAAAGGACCCAGUUACUUGUGGGAACGUCAAGACCGCUGGCCAUCUAAUCCGUACCGUGAAGCUGGCACCGAUGAAGAACUCCGUGCAAAUCUCUUCUACCAUCAGGUGCAACCUCAACCAAUCAUCAACGUUCGCGAAUAUUCUUGUUGGGGGCGCCUGUUACGAGUCACAGCUACAAUAUUUAGAGCCGCACGCAACAUGCGCAGCAACGCGAACAACACAGAACGCAUCACUGGUCCGCUAUCAGCUGAGGAACUGAAGCAUGCAACUAACUAUCUGCUUCGACUUGCUCAGGCAGAAGCCUUUCCAGACGAGAUAAGUGUCCUUAGCGCGGGUGCUGCCAGCAAGGCGUUGCAAACGUCGAGUACGAUUUACGUACUGAACCCUUUCAUGGAUGAGCAGAAGGUACUUCGGAUGCAUGGCAGGAUCAACGCAUGCGAGAACGCUUCCAUGGACGCUAGGAAUCCAAUAAUUCUCCCGAAAGAUCAUCAUGUCACAUGGCUCAUAGUAAAGGAUCAUCAUGAGCGGUACCAUCAUCAAAACCACACUACCGUCGUGAACGAGUUGCGGCAAACAUUCCGGAUCCCGAAGAUCAGGCGGCUAUUUCAACGAGUAAGAGCAAGCUGUCAGGAAUGCAAAAACCUAAGGGCUGUCCCACGUCCACCUCCUAUGGGCGACCUUCCUGAAGCAAGACUGGCGGCAUUCACGCGGCCGUUUUCGUUCAUUGGCAUUGAUUAUUUCGGUCCUUUGUUGGUGGCAGUAGGGCGUAGAACUGAAAAGCGGUGGGGUGUGCUUAUAACAUGCAUGACUAUACGGGCGGUACAUAUUGAAAUUGCACAUUCGCUUAGUGCGAAUUCGUGCGUAAUGGCAUUGAGAAACUUUAUGGCACGGCGAGGCGUACCGAGAAAGAUCUAUAGUGAUCGAGGCACAAACUUUACGGCAGCAAGCAAGGAACUUGUGGUGGCGAAUGAGGAUCUUGAGGCGGCGCUCACGGAGAUGGACCAGGAGAUGUUAAUCAAGGAGAUAGUCAGUCCCGAGACGGAAUGGACAUUUCUUCCUCCAGCGUCUCCCCAUAUGGGAGGAGCCUGGGAAAGGCUAAUACAGUCGGUGAAGAAGAAUCUCUCAGCGAUGAAACCAGGGCGAAAUCCAACCGACGAAAGUCUCCGCAAUAUGCUGAUCGAAGUGGAAAAUAUCAUUAAUUCCCGUCCGCUUACGUACGUUCCGGUGGAGGAUCCAAGUGCUCCUGUAUUGACACCCAACCAUUUCCUGCUGGGUUCCUCCAGUGGUCUCAAACCAUCCACGGUGUUCGACGAUAGUGCAGUGGUUCUACGACGGUCAUGGUGUGCAUCACAGGUAGAGGCGAAUAUUUUUUGGAGACGAUGGGUACGAGACUACCUGCCGGACCUAACCAAGCGAACAAAGUGGUUCAACGAGGUCAAGCCGAUUGAAGUGAACGAUAUUGUGGUAGUAGUCGAUUCUGGAUUACCACGGAACUGUUGGCCUAAGGGAAGGGUCAUCUCAGUCAACAAGGGUAAAGACGCACAGGUGAGGUCAGCGGCGGUUCAGACCCAGACGGGCAUCUACGAGCGUCCGGCGACAAAGCUGGCCGUCCUUCAGGUUCGUCGCGAUGAGGAGGUAAACCAAGGUCUUGGCGUACCCUGGGGGGAGUGUGGCGACCCCUCGGUCGGCGCGCCUCACCACCUGGGUUAGAUCAACCGUGCAUUCACAUCGAAAUGAUUUUUAUCACCAGCUCGCGGUUGAUGACAACUGUCAAGUUGCUGACAACGAACGGGAGCAGUGUGGCGUGCGUUUUUGAGGUCAUUUUGGUCAAGUGCAAAUUUAUUACCCUACAAUCUCUUACAAACUACAAUUAUUAAAAGCUAAAAUAAUAGUGAACUGUAAUCUGAAUUAAAUUUACUUAUACUCUAAUAUCGACAGUUAAGUGUAACGCUACGGUAAACAGUAAAUUAUAACAUAACAUUGAGUUGAAAACUUACAGUUAAAAUCUCUUAAAGCUAACCUUAAAACUAGAGUAAAAAUCUCUUUGUGGAACCAUACAUCGUGGAAAUCGAACUGGGCUGCCGUAUACGCAAAAACACAUAUAGAGGACAGGAAAAUAGGAACAAAGGUCGUUUUACCAACAAUUGAAAACACUAAACGUAAGUAGCCACUGUGUACAAUGUUUGAAAAUUGCCUAAUUAGCUACACUAUUGUAGGAUUUUUUUAAUACACGCUAGU
Molecule: messenger RNA, 2944 nt
Organism: Ochlerotatus camptorhynchus
Lineage: Eukaryota; Metazoa; Arthropoda; Insecta; Diptera; Culicidae
Exons: 2
Coding region: 53-2416 (787 amino acids)
Biological process (GO): DNA integration
Molecular function (GO): nucleic acid binding
Source: RefSeq, a predicted model, not a curated record